Molecule: messenger RNA, 1530 nt
Organism: Colletotrichum graminicola M1.001
Lineage: Eukaryota; Fungi; Ascomycota; Sordariomycetes; Glomerellales; Glomerellaceae
Product: alpha amylase
Exons: 6
Coding region: 1-1530 (509 amino acids)
Biological process (GO): carbohydrate metabolic process
Molecular function (GO): hydrolase activity, hydrolyzing O-glycosyl compounds; calcium ion binding
Source: RefSeq, a predicted model, not a curated record
AUGGGAGACCAGGAACCGACCCCCGAGAACCACACCAUGAUGCAGGGCUUCGAGUGGUACGUCCCUGCCGACCAGAAGCACUGGGUGCGAUUGGAGAAGCACGUUCCGCAGCUCAAGCAGUUUGGAGUCGACAACAUUUGGAUCCCGCCAGCAUGCAAGGGCUCGUCCAAGACAGGAAACGGCUAUGAUAUCUAUGAUCUCUACGACCUCGGCGAGUUCGACCAAAAGGGCUCCGUGGCGACCAAAUGGGGGACAAAGGAAGAGCUCCUGCAGCUCGCACAUACCGCCAAAGACAACGGUGUUGGCAUAUACUGGGACGCCGUCCUCAACCACAAGUUCGCAGCCGACCGCAAGGAGAAGUGUCUCGCUGCCGAGGUCGACCCCGAAGACCGCACCAAGUUCGUCAGCGACCAGUACGAGAUUGAUGCCUGGGUCGGCUACGAUUUUCCUGGCCGCGAUGGCAAGUAUAGCGACAUGAAGUAUCACUGGUACCAUUUCAGCGGCGUCGACUAUAAUGCUAGGAACGAGAAGACCGCCAUCUACAAGAUCCUGGGCGACAAGGGUGACCAGCAGUGGGCGGACAGCGUCGACAGCGAGAAGGGCAACUACGAUUUCCUGAUGGGGUCUGACCUCGACUACGACCACCCCGAGGUCGUCAAUGAUGUGCUGAACUGGGGCAAGUGGCUGGCCAAGGAGGUGCCCCUCAAGGGAAUACGGUUUGACGCAAUCAAGCAUUAUAGCGAGGACUUCUUGCGUCAGUUCAUCACCGAGCUAGACAAGGAGUAUGGCCAGGGGUGGUUCUUCGUGGGCGAGUUCUGGAAGGACAGUCUUGAUGACAUGUCCGAGUACCUGGCGCGGAUGGGCAGGCGCUUCACUCUCUUCGACGCCCCCCUGGUCUACAACUUCAGCGAGAUCAGUAAGGGCGACGGCGCCGAUAUGAGAAAGGUUUUCGAUGGAACUCUUGUGCAAAAGGAGCCAAUCAACGCCGUGACUUUGGUAAUGAACCACGAUACCCAACCUUACCAGGCGCUAGAAGCUCCAAUUGAGGGCUGGUUCAAGCCAAUCGCGUACGCUCUUAUCCUUCUCCGCACUGGUGGUUAUCCCUGCGUCUGGUACGGCGACAUCUACGGCAUCAAGGGAGAGCACCCCUUCCCGCCGUCGUGCGGCGGGGCUGUGCCAAAGAUGACGCUUGCGAGGAAGCUAUAUGCCUACGGCAAGCAGGCCGAUUAUUUCGACUACGCGACGUGCCUCGGCUGGGUCAGGUACGGAACUUGGGAUCGUCCCUUUGGCUGUGCCGUCGUUGCGAGCAAUGCAGGCCCCGGGUCGAAGCGCAUGCACGUCGGUGAGAUGCACGCUGGUGAGGUGUGGACUGAUGUUCUUGGGUGGAAUGACCGGGAGGUCACCAUUGGCGAUGACGGCUUUGGCGAGUUUGUCUGCUCCGGCACGUCUGUAAGCAUUUUCGUGAAUCGGGAGGCGGGCGGCAGGGAGAAGUUCAACAAGGAAUUUGACUCCAACAUCUACGAGGAGUAA